Molecule: messenger RNA, 1354 nt
Organism: Chironomus riparius
Lineage: Eukaryota; Metazoa; Arthropoda; Insecta; Diptera; Chironomidae
Source: the annotation of a GenBank genome assembly
AAAAGAAGUUUGCAGUCAGCAGCAGAAAUACAUUUAUAUCGUUUCUCUGCAAAUCAUAGUUUUAAAAUGCUCAAAAUAGUAUAAAUUAGUAUAAGACAAGUAUCGAAUAAUAGUGUUUUAAAAGAAAGAUAUUGAACCAAUAAUGAUAACUGCAGGAAUUUCAAGAAUACUAAUCUUAGUUUUCGGUAUUCUUUAUCCGGCGUAUAGUAGCUAUAAAGCAAUACGUACAAAAAAUGUUAAAGAAUAUGUACGAUGGAUGAUGCAUUGGAUUGUGAUGGCUGCAUUUCAAGUAAUUGAGACAUUCAGUGAUGUGUUUCUAUGUUGGUUUCCAUUUUAUUACGAGACAAAAGUUUGCAUUGUCUUUUGGCUUUUGAGUCCGAUGACAAAAGGAUCAUCAAUACUUUAUAAGAAAUUUAUUCAUCCAAAGUUAUCACGACAUGAGCAGGAGAUUGAUGAUUAUAUCAAUCAAGCGAAAACUAAGGGUUAUUCAACUGUGAUACAACUCGGCACAAAAAGCUUCGAUUACGCUUCAAAAUUUAUCGUUGAGACUGCGAUCAAGAGUGCGCAAACAAUAAGAAAAUCAUAUUCGUUAAGUGAUUUAACAGAAACGGAUGGUGUUAAUGAAAUGCAAAAUGUUCCUAUACGACAAAGAACAUCAAGGCCAAAGCAUAAUGCAAUAACGAGAUCGUCAUCGUUGAGUAAGCGGCCAACUAGUGAAAUUUAUUUUCAGGAACUGGAAAUUAAAGACUCACCGAAAGUAACGCAGAAUGAUUAUAACUACGUCCGAUCAAUUGAGGACAUAAGUUCAGGCUAUUCAUCAACAAUGGAUCUAUCACGUUCAGAAUUAUCGCGAACCUCAUCAAAUGCAUCACUAGCAUUACGUAGUAAGAAGUCGAGUCGUGAUAAUAUGUCAAUGUCAGUUUCUUCAACUCUCCCGAGAAGGCGAGCAAGUGAAAAGAAGCAAAUGCGAGCAACCAAAUAAUAAAUACAAAGAAAAAAAAAUUGAUAAAUUAAAUUUGAGAAGAGAAAAGGAAAUGCCAAAAAAAAAACAGCAACAAGAAAACUUUAAUGUCUAUUUCUUUUUAAUCCUUUUUGUUCCCCAUCGAUCAUUAAUCAAGUAUAUAAAUAUAGAAAGGAUCGAAACUCGAGCGACACUGCACUGUAAGAGUCUCUGUGAUACAUGAGAACUCUAGGAAGUAGGUUUCAUUGUAUGCAUCUACACCUAACCUCGAGUAUAUGAGCUGUAUACACUUGGAGUAGUUUUAGGUUCAUAACAAGCAACCCGCUCCUGAAGAAUACGUUGUGCCGCUCGGGAAAGCUGCUAGAAUUUGAACCCCACAUUUAUGAUGGCGGU